AUGACUCUCUAUUACAGUCUUGUCUUCCUCCUCCUGGUGUUUGAGAUGGCCGUUUUCCUGGCUCUCAUCAUCCCUCUUCCCUUCACCAUCAAGCGCAAGCUGUUUGCCUUUAUCUCGGAAAGUCCGAUCAUCGCGAAGCUGCAGUACGGCUUGAAGAUUACCUUCAUCUUCAUCUUGAUUUUGUUCCUCGACAGCGUCAACCGUGUCUACCGUGUCCAGCAAGAGCUUGCUGCCUUCUCCAGAGAUGGCGGCGGUGUCGGUGCUGCCCACCUGGGCACUGACCGCAUGGAGGUGCAGGCUCGCAAGUUCUACUCGCAGCGUAACAUGUACCUUUGUGGCUUUACUCUUUUCCUCUCCCUGAUUCUCAACCGCACCUACACCAUGAUCCUCGAGGUCCUCCGUCUCGAGGACCGCGUCAAGCUGCUGGAUGGUGACAAGAAGGCUGGUGGUAAGGACUCUGCCCGUAUCGCCGAGGCUGGCUCCGUUGGUGAGAUUGGUCGCUUGAAGGAGGAGCUCGCUGCCAAGGACCGUGAUAUCGAGACAUUGAAGAAGCAGUGCGAGGGUCUCACUCGCGAGUACCACAAGCUCGGCGAUGAGGUCUCCUCCGGCAAGGCGGAUAAGAACGAGAAGAAGGGCCAGUAA
Messenger RNA from Penicillium malachiteum, 642 nucleotides. RefSeq names its product putative BAP31 domain protein. Gene Ontology annotation, biological process: endoplasmic reticulum to Golgi vesicle-mediated transport; intracellular protein transport. The transcript is spliced from 4 exons. Gene Ontology annotation, cellular component: endoplasmic reticulum; endoplasmic reticulum membrane. NCBI's taxonomy places the organism in Eukaryota, Fungi, Ascomycota, Eurotiomycetes, Eurotiales, Aspergillaceae. The record is from RefSeq and is a predicted model, not a curated record. Bases 1 to 642 code for a protein of 213 amino acids.